Molecule: messenger RNA, 768 nt
Organism: Monoraphidium neglectum
Lineage: Eukaryota; Viridiplantae; Chlorophyta; Chlorophyceae; Sphaeropleales; Selenastraceae
Product: Cytochrome P450 4F3
Exons: 4
Coding region: 1-768 (255 amino acids)
Molecular function (GO): heme binding; oxidoreductase activity, acting on paired donors, with incorporation or reduction of molecular oxygen; monooxygenase activity
Source: RefSeq, a predicted model, not a curated record
AUGACAUCACUGAAGAGGACGUUCCCUUGGCUCCUGCACCUGUGCCAGCUGGCGGUCGCUGAGCUGGCAGCGAAAGGGCCCUCCGGUCCCGUGGACAUCGGGGAUCUGGCGGGGCGGCUGACGAGCGACACGCUGGGCGACAUGCUGCUCGGGCAGGACUUUGGCAGCAUGGCGCGCGGCGCCGCGGUCGACUACAUCGCUCUGGUCCACGCGUUCCUGGCCGCCGUCCAAGGCCGCAUCAACGACCCCCUGGCAAAAUGGCGCGUGGGCGCGGAGGCGCGGCGCGUGGCAGCGGCGUACGCGGCGUGGGACGCGGCCAUGGUGGGCGUCGCGCGCGAGGUGCUCAAGGCGACCCCACCAGAGUACACGAUCGCAGGCGCGCGUGCAGUCGGUUGCCACCUGCUGCGCGUCAUCGACCCCUCCUCCGGCAAACCCCUAACCCUGGACAAGCUCAAGGGCGAGCUCUCCAUCUUCUACAUCGCCGGCUUUGAGACCACCUCCCACGCCAUCACCUGGACCCUGGGGCUGCUGGCCGCGCACCCGCAGCAGCAGGAUGCCCUUGCGGCUGAGCUGGCGCGCGUCGGCCUCGCGCCCAGCGACGUGCACCCUGAGCCGCGGCCCUUUGAGUGGGGGGACCUCAGCCGGCUGCCGCUGCUCAACGCCACCAUCAAGGAGUCCCUGCGCCUGUUCCCUCCCGUGAGCGCCGCCGUCGUCGCCGGACCCAAUGUCUGCCGCCUGACCUGCCAUCAAUCGUACUUGCUGCCAUGA